GAAAGUGCAUUAUGCAAGGUCGGCGGGCAGCUGCGAUGCUGCGCCAAGGCCGCGUCCAUCGCAGUUUCCCUUCGCGCAUCUCGAAAUGUUCCGCCGUGCACUGUGACUUUGUCCAUUCACUCUCCGCUCCACAACCGUCACUUCCUAAUGAUUCUACGAUCAAUAGCCUUACGGCAAGAGCGGUGGCCAAGCCCGCACGAUGCCUUCACUCAUCAGCCAUUUGCCUGCAACAGAACCAACCCAUUGACCCCGCCUCGUACUCGUUCUCCUCGCGCAUUCAACCUCCAGUAGACGGUGACCAGGUCGCUCGUGAUUACCGCGCUUUCAAGCACCACCAAGAAGUCACCAACCGCAUUGGAUCCGUUGUUUCGCCCAGGUACCAGCCGCAUACCCAACUCACCCAACCGCCCUCGCCCGAUGAGAUUUCCCUCGAACUCCUUCUUGCCUCGCAAUCCCAUCUGGGUCACUCUACGUCGCUCUGGAACCCCGCCAACGCCCGCUACAUCUUUGGUGUACGCCAGGGUGUCCACAUCAUCUCGCUUGACCAGACCGCCUCUCACUUGCGCAGAGCAUGUUCUGUCGUUCGUGGUGUAGCUCAACGUGGUGGUUUGAUCCUGUUCGUCGGUACUCGUGAGGGACAAGAGAGAAUUGUUGUCAAGGCAGCUGAGCUUGCUGGUGGCUGCCAUCUGUUCGACCGCUGGAUUCCUGGAAGCAUUACCAACGGUGCUCAGAUCUUGGGCAGGUGCCGUACAAAAGUCGUUGACGAGAAUGACAAGGAGAUCAAGGGCUUCGAAGAGCAGCUCGAAGCAAAGGGUGCUCUCAAGCCCGACUUGGUCGUCUGCCUGAACCCGCUGGAGAACUACGUCUUGUUGCACGAGUGUGGUUUGAACAACAUUCCCACGAUUGGUGUCAUUGACACUGAUGCAAACCCCACCUGGGUCACCUAUCCCAUUCCCGCCAACGAUGACAGUCUUCGUUGCAUCAACCUCAUCGGGGGCGUUCUUGGACGUGCCGCAGAGUCAGGCUUGAAAUCUCGUCUUGGUCAGGCUGCCAAUGGUGUUGUCACUUACGCAGCACGCCACAACCUGGCUCCCCCAACCGCUGACCAGAUUGCCGCUGCCUACGAAGCCGAACGUUCGUUUGCCAGAAACAACGCUUUCGACCAGGACGCCGACCAACGCAUCGUCACUUCGUCCGCCCCUGCUGAUGAAGACGCAAGAAUUCAAGAAAAGGCUGACACGACAAUGAUGAGCGCAUUCGAGUAUGCUCAAUUCGCUGAUUUCGAGGAGGAGGCCACGGGUGCUGCCAUCGAGAUGCACUACCCUGACCAGAAAUCACCCGAGACAGCGGAGAUGGCUGAAUUGAGAGAGAAUCUCCGCCGCACCCACCGCGCCUUGAAUAUUCCAGUUGAAGGCGAGCCAACAUAUUUCGAGAGCGAGCCAAUCGAUACCGAGACUGCAGUCGAGCUUGAAGCAGAAACACAAGACAUGAUGGAUGAGCCACUUACUCAACAGGAAGCUGCUGCACUGCACUCUCAGGAUGGUGGUAAGGGUGAGAACCCCUACGAAGGCGGCAGUUACCGUAGCGCUCUCAAGAUGCGUAAGAACGCUGCCGACGCCACGCUUAGCAGAAUGGUCGCUCUCAAGAGAAGGGCCUACGGAGAGGAGUUGUCUGCCGAAGACCAAGAGGUUCUACGCAAGCUGGACGAAGCAGCCAAGAACGCGCCUGCGGCUGAUGAAGGCGAGUUCGCGCUGCCUCCGAGACGCCCAUCG
This is a messenger RNA of Aureobasidium uvarum, 1772 nucleotides long. NCBI's taxonomy places the organism in Eukaryota, Fungi, Ascomycota, Dothideomycetes, Dothideales, Saccotheciaceae. The record is from the annotation of a GenBank genome assembly.